Sardina pilchardus (European sardine) is the source of this 4059-nucleotide messenger RNA. RefSeq names its product DNA-binding protein Ikaros-like. The record is from RefSeq and is a predicted model, not a curated record. The transcript has 8 exons. NCBI's taxonomy places the organism in Eukaryota, Metazoa, Chordata, Actinopteri, Clupeiformes, Clupeidae. Gene Ontology annotation, biological process: regulation of transcription by RNA polymerase II. Gene Ontology annotation, molecular function: RNA polymerase II cis-regulatory region sequence-specific DNA binding; DNA-binding transcription factor activity. The coding region runs from base 1087 to 2817 and encodes 576 amino acids.
GCUGCUGUAAUUUCCGGUAAGUUGGAAAUACAGGUUGACUAGGUUUGAUCUGUUUGUUUACCAUUACAUUUGGUGAUAUCUAAGAACGUUCUAAGAAUGCUCCUAAGCAGAUCUUAGCACUUAAGAGCUUCUUGACGAAUCUGGGAAACACGACCAAGAUCAGUGAGAUAUAAUUAUAUAUAAUAUAUUAUAGUUACCUACUUUUGUUAAUUUAAUUUAGCCUGGGUGAUCCUAGACAAAUCUGUGAGCAUUCGAAUGAGCUCUGCAGAUCUGUCUAGCUACCCUCUUACUCAAAGCCAUUUUCACUUGAGAAAAUCACUAAAGAAACCAGAAGUGAAAUUAAAUUUGAUUUGAUGUACCUAUUUCACAGCUGGAAAUCCCCAUAUUAUGCCGCUUGGAAACUGAAAGCGAAUUGACGGUGCCCAGAUCAAUUCUCAGUUGAGAAUCAGUUCUGUGUCAGUCAGGCUAAACUGAUUAGUUAUGGCUUGCCAUUUAAGAUAUAAAAUUAAUAGCUACAAAUGUAAUAAUAUUAAAUACAUAGCAUAAAUAGUAGUGCAAUUUGGCCUAGGGACACUUUGCUAAUUUCCAAGGGACAUACUUAGUGAAAUGAGAAAAAAUAACUAUACAGUACGUGUGUUGUACAUUGCGCCUAGACCGUUGAGGCCUGUGCGCAAUUUGCGAUGAACUCGCACCGUAGGCAUCAGAGGUCACACUUUAGCAGUAUAGCAUCUGGCCACCAGAGGGUGUUCGGGGUCUACUACUUGACAGGAUACACCUGCCACUGAGUUUUGUUCUUAAUAACACAAGGUGCAACAAGGUUUUUUUUCUUUCGUGUUAUGAGAACAUUACAUUAACCAUCACCAUGUGAAUGCAACGGGUUUUGUCUGAUGGCACUGUUGCUGUUGGCUUAAAGAACCUCGAGGCCUCGAAGUCUGAUGUCACCGCUGCGCGCACCGGGGCAGAUCCAGCGGCAGUUUGAGUUCGAGCCAUGACGUCGACUCCGUAAAGCGCUCCUCUGGCAGACAGCGGAAUCUCACCGCGUUGGCGCAUUCACUCGGGAACAGGUGGACAACUGCAGAGGCAACGAUGAAAGAUUCUCCUACUCAAACAGUGGAGCGUGACGAAGACGCAUGUCCAGGAGAGGAGACUAUGGACCUGACCUGGAAAGGAGCCACGCCGAAGGUGAGGGAGGAAGAGGAGGAGGAGAGGGAGGAGGAGGAAAGGGAGGAGGAGGAAGAGGAGGAGGAGGAGCCCAGCAGGCAAACCGACCCGGAGGAGAACGACAGGGACGGCUCGGAAUCGGGGGGCCCAGAGGCAGCAGAGAGUCUCGUGAAGACGGAGCAAGUGGAUGACCACGACCAAAGAGUGGACGACCGCGAGCUGGACGGCCAGACGAUGGACUCCGAGGAGGCCGGAGCGGAGAAAGAGGACGACUCGGUGGACUACGGGGAAGAGGACAUGUUCAUCGAUGCCCAGGACUCGCCCAUCAACUACGCCAAGUACGACAGCCCCACGCCGCCGGACGGCGGUGGCCUCACUGGGUGGAACGGCUCCCAGAGGACUGCGCAGGGCAGCAGCAGCAAGCUCACCUGCGAUAUCUGCGGCCUGGCCUGCGUCAGCCUGAACGUGCUCCUCGUGCACAAGCGCAGUCACACAGGAGAGCGUCCGUUUCACUGUCAGCAGUGCGGAGCCUCCUUCACCCAGAAGGGGAACCUGCUGCGCCACAUCAAGCUGCACUCGGGGGAGAAGCCCUUCAAGUGCCCCAUGUGCAGCUACGCCUGCCGCCGCCGCGACGCCCUCAGUGGACACCUGCGCACACACUCAGUGGAGAAGCCGUACAAAUGCAACCACUGCGGGCGGAGCUACAAGCAGCGCAGCUCCCUGGAGGAGCACCGGGAACGCUGCCACGUCUACAUGCAGAGCAGGAGCGACCCCCAGAGAGGCGGCGAGGAGGUGAGCAGUAACGGCGGGCGGGCCCAGGGGGGCGUGGAGAGGGCCAUCCUGCUGGACAGACUGGCCAGCAACGUGGCCAAGCGCAAGAGCACCAUGCCCCAGAAGUUUGUAGGCGAGACCCCCGUGUGUCUGGACCUGUGCUUCAAGCGGGAGCCGGGGGUGCACCAGUCCGGCUCCGACCCCCCGCGCAGCUCGUCCACCCCCGAGGGCCUCCACGGCCCGCCGUCGGACGCCGAGCAGCCGCACCACAACAAGAGCUUCCCCCUGCAGCUCGGCACCACCGCCGGCACCGCGGCCCCUCUCGCCCUCACCAACGGUGGCAAGACGGAGCGGGGGGCGCACCAGCCGAGCCACCACCACCCCAUGGCUGCCCUGGACUCCCCCCAGCACCCCCACCUCCACCAUGACGGGGGCCCGCGCUCCCGCCACCCCUCCGGCCUCCUGCAGCACCACCAGCAGCAGCAGCAGCAGCACCCGUCGCUACCCUUCAGCCUGAGCCACCUGCUGGUGCCCGGAGUGACGGCCGCCGGGGGUCUCCCGUUCCCCAUGCACCACCCCCACCACCACCCUCCGCACCUGGCGCCGCACCUGGUGCACCAGCCGCCCCCCCUGGCCCCCCCCCACGGCGGGGUGCCCCCCCACGAGGUGCUGCGGGUGGUGCAGGGCAAAGGGGAGCCGGCGGGCGCCUACAUGUGCAGCCACUGCCGCGUGCUCUUCCUGGACUACGUCAUGUUCACCAUCCACAUGGGCUGCCACGGCUUCCGCGACCCGCUCGAGUGCAACCUGUGCGGCCACCUGAGCCGCGACCGCUACGAGUUCUCCUCGCACAUCGCCCGCGGGGAACAUUACCUGGAGAUCAAGUGAAGGGGCGGCAGCGCACGCACACACACACGCACACGUGCGCAUACACACACACACACACACACACACACACACACACACACAUAUACACAUACACACACACACAAACACACACACACACACACACACACACACACACACACACACACACACACAAGUAGCGAGUUAAAACAUCGGCUCACCAGUUUUUGAUCAGUCUGACACUUUGUAUGUAGAUAUGAUAUAACAUAUCUGUAGAUAUUUUGAUAUGUAGAUAUUUUUGUUUGUCGGGCAUGAAAUACUCUCUGACUACUUUCUGUAUACAUGAUUUACUGAAAUGUAAGGACUUUGUAAGAACAAAUUUGCCCACAUUACUGGAAGCAACACGGGCAUCUUUCCUUUCAUGUUGAAAUUUCAUGUUGAAUGUGCUGUUUUUUAAAGGACUAUUUUUGGUCUUAACUUCCACCUGCUUUUUUGGUAAAGCAGCCAUAUGCCUCAUGCUCUGCACACGAACAUUCUCCACGGUGAAAGACUUCUUACCAUUCCUAAACCAUUCCUAAACCAAAGAACUGAAACACACCACUCCACGUCUUUUUUUUGAGUGAUGUGAUAUCUAUAUUAUUGUUAUGAGAAUGUUGUAUUACUGUACCUACAAAACAAGGGCUCUCAGGUUUUCACCCUUUUUAUGUCUGUUAAGUUACGGUAGAGAGGGUUAAAGCGGCGCUAGCUCGGUUCAUGGACCGAAUUUAAUUAUUCAUUCCAUGCCCUAAACUGAAAAAAUGCAUGAUUAUACUGUAGGCAACAGUAAUGUAAAAAAAAAAUGUUUAUCUGCUCUUACUUGCUUCUUAUGAGAGAACGUUUAUUUAGUGAGGUGACACUCCCACUUAUGCAGACCGGAACCAAAGAUCCUUCAGAGCUUUUUCAACCGUCUGCCGGAACUGUCCCAUUCUGCUCCCAUAGCAACGAAUUGCGUUGCUCUGUCUUGUUAGUGAUCAAGGAUCUUUGGUUACGGGGUAUACCUGCGCCCCAGAUAAGUGCGGUUGAGUAUGAUUUCUCAUACCACACACAAACAUGACAUGAACUGACUGUAUCCAUUUAAUGCCGUCCAUGUUUAUUGUGUUUUUGCAUUUUCUAAAUGUGCCAAUACUGUUCAAGGCAUCAGCUGUAGUCCAUUGCACUGGGUUAAUUAUGCAUUAAGAACAUAUGACUUCAUAGAGCAUACUGUAUCUUGUGUAGAAGGAUAUAAAAGAAGGAUGUUGUUUCUUA